UUACAAUAUGGUACUGAAUGUAGAAAAACAGAGAGAGGUAGCACAUGUACCAUUUUUUCAUAAUGAUGUCUCAGCCGCUAUGGCAGUACAGAAUUAUAAGAGAUUUAACAGCAGAGACAGCAGAUCAAUGGCUUAUAGAAGCAAUAAUUCAAAGAAAGAAGGUCCGUAUUGUGAUCAUUGCAAGUCAGGAGGCCAUACUAAGGAUUCAUGUUUCAAAUUAAUUGGUUAUCCAGAAUGGUACUGGGAUUUAAAGAAGCAAAGAUCUUCAAACUCACAGGCACAUAAUGUCUCAAAUGUUUUUGCUGAUCUUAACCCGGCUAACACUCCUUUAGAGGCAAAUUUGAAUUUCUCUGCAGGGACUACUGCUACUGCUCCCAGUACACAGAUAUCACAACUGGCUCAAGAAGUCCUUCAAGCAAUACAGCUUCAAAACUUGAUUCCUUCAUCAACUGAUCCUAGUAUGGUCAAUAUUGCAUCAACUUCUAGUUUUGCAGGAUUUGCUGAGUAGUAAGACAUUGGCCAUUGGACUUGUACAAGCAGGACUGUAUAUGAUUGAUCACAAAUCAUUCAGCCUUAAACAAUGUCCCAAUUCUACUGCUUUUCAUGUUUCUUCAAAUUUUAGUUCAAAUAAGUGUUUACUUUGGCAUUCUAGACUAGGGCACUUGUCCUUACCUAGACUUAGACAUGCUGAUGUAAUCUCUAAUGAUGAAAUAAAAGAAUUUUUUUGUCCUAUCUGUCCUUUAUCAAAACAGCAUAGACAACCAUUUCCUACAAGUCAGUCAACUUCCUUGAAUCCCUUUGCCUUAUUACACAUUGACCUGUGGGGACCUUACACAGUCUCCUCCAUAUCAGGUGCCAAGUACAUGCUUACAAUUGUUGAUGACCAAACCAGAUAUACCUGGAUAUAUCUACUUAACACAAAGUUCCAAGUUCCUUCUACCCUUAAUCAUUUUUUUAUUCACAUUAAAACUCAAUUUCAGCAAACAAUCAAAGCAGUAAGAACAGACAAUGGCAGUGAAUUUCUUAAUUCACAGUGCAAACAACUUUUCCUUUCCCUUGGUAUUCUCCAUCAAACUACAUGUGUCUAUACUCCACAACAGAAUGGUGUUGUGGAGAGAAAACAUAAAACUCUUUUAGAAGUAGCUAGAUCUUUGAUGUUUCAUUCAAAACUCCCAAACCAAUUCUGGUCAGAAGCCUUAAUGACAGCCACACACAUAGUUAACAGAACCCCUUCUAUUGUACUUGAUUGGAAAACACCUUUUGAAAAACUAUAUCAAGAACCACCUGAUUUGUCUUACUUCAAAGUAUUUGGAUGUUUAGCCUAUGCUACUAAUACAAAACCACAUAAGACCAAAUUUGAAUCAAGAGCUAUACCUUCUGUGUUUAUUGGUUAUGCAAAAAAUCAAAAGGCUUACAAAUUAUAUGAUAUUCACACCAAACAGUGUUUCUUUUCUAGAGAUGUCAUUUUCCAUGAACAUCAUUUUCCCUUUUCUUUUUCCAAACCCACAGACAUUACU
Molecule: messenger RNA, 1517 nt
Organism: Manihot esculenta (cassava)
Lineage: Eukaryota; Viridiplantae; Streptophyta; Magnoliopsida; Malpighiales; Euphorbiaceae
Exons: 2
Coding region: 8-508 (166 amino acids)
Source: RefSeq, a predicted model, not a curated record